AUGAUUGAUAAGAGAUACCAUAAGGGUUCAACUACGCUUAAUAGAUAUACAUUCUAUUUGAAUAGGAUGGAACAACUGAAAGUGUCGACGGUGGAAAAUGUCACUUUGAGUCGUAGAGGAUAUUGCAUUUCGGGUACAUUGAUUUUAUCCCCUUAUCAUCUCGUAUUUAGUUUUAUUCCAAGCACAUCUGGAGACGCUUCAAAUCCGAAAGAAAUAUGGUUUUGUUAUCCAAUAAUUGAUAAAAUAUCUAAGGCAAGAGGAUCAUCAUGGAUAGAUAGCAUUAAUAAUAAUAACAAUUCACCAUUUGGUAGUAAUCAUGAAAGCUCUCCAAAACCACCGCUGUAUCUGGACGAGAAUUUUGAUCAUUAUAGUGCAUCACAUAUACGUAUCCAAUGCAAGGAUUUUACUUACUAUUCUUUUGACUUUGUUAAUGAUUCCACAUGUGCAGAAGUAUUUCUGAAGUUGAGCCAUUUGAUUACAACACCGAAGACAAAAAAUGAUAUAAGAGCCUUUUAUGCAUUUGACUACAACCCCAAUACGUUGGAACAAAACCUAGAAACCAGGGGAUGGGAUAUAUACGAUCCUAUUGCCGAGUAUAAGAGACAGGGGUUGGUUUCUGAAAAUGAAACUUAUUGGAGAAUUUCAAGAAUAAAUGAUGAUUAUAGAUAUUCUCUAUCAUAUCCUAACAUACUCGUCGUACCAUCUACGAUAUCUGACAAUGUUUUGAAACACGCUGGUAAAUUCAGAUCAAAGCUGAGAAUACCAUCUAUUGUAUAUAGACAUCGAGCCAGUAUAAAUGGUAAUGUGAUUGCAAGGUGUUCCCAACCGUUGGUAGGUUUGAAUCUUCAAAAUAGGUCAAUUCAAGAUGAAAAGCUUAUAGGGGAGAUAUUUAAAUGCCAAGAGAGAGAGAGGUUUGACUGUUUAUCUACUGAGGAUGUCUUGCAAAGUCAACCUCAAAGAAAUUUGAUUGUUGAUUUAAGACCCAUUACAAAUGCUAUGGCACAACAUGCCUUGGGAGCUGGAACAGAAAAUAUAGAUAAUUACCGAGCUAGCAAAUCUAAGAAAAGUUCGAAAGACAAAGAACGAGCUUCUCAAGAUGAUGAAAGUACUCUGCGACAAGUAGACAAGAUAUUUUGUAAUAUUGACAAUAUUCAUGUUAUGAGAGAUUCUUUGAAUAAACUAACAUUUAUUUUGAAUGAGUUAGAUAAGUAUCCUGUUACUUCAAAUACUGAUGGACGUUCUACGUUCCCAUUACUUCAGCAAUCUCUUACAAAAACCCAAUGGUUACAUCGACUCUCUAUAAUCUUGCAAUCUGUGGACCGCAUAACAAAAUCCAUCCAUUUAAACAAUACUAAUGUUGUCAUUCACUGUUCCGAUGGGUGGGAUCGUACAUCUCAAGUGUCGGCGUUGCUGCAAUUGUGUCUUGAUCCAUAUUAUAGGACAAUGAAAGGGUUUAUGGUGCUAAUUGAAAAGGAGUGGGUAAGCUUUGGGUUUAAAUUUUUCACCAGAGCUGACCAUGGUGGCUGUAUUGGUGCUACUGUGCAAAAGCAACAACAACAGGAAUUGUACCAAAAUGCAUCACUGUCUCUGCCGUCAUUAGAGAGUUCUGAGACGAACGAUAACUCGGUAAUUGGUAUUAGCAACACAGGAAAAACAGUCACUUCCUUCUUUCAAAGAGCUGCAAGUCAUAUUAAGAAUACAGCUUCUGCAGCAUCCUCACAGUCCAACUUGGAUACCGACACUGUUGAAAAUGGUAAGUCGGUUUCAUCUACUUUCCCUUAUUCUGGUAGUAACGAGAAAUCUCCGAUUUUCCAUCAGUUCUUGGAUUGCGUCUACCAAUUGUACCGCCAGAAUCCAUCAGUUUUCGAAUUUAAUAGCAGGUUUUUGAAACGUUUGUUCUAUCACUAUUAUUCUUGUCAAUAUGGAUCGUUCUUAUGUGAUAGUGAGAGAGAGUCUGAAAUAAAUAAAGUCAACAAGUCCACUGUCUCUGUAUGGGACUAUUUCAACUCGAGGCCAGCGGAGUUUAUAAACAAACUGUACUCUCCUGACUCUGACAGUCUGCAAGAUGAUGGUGUAUUAUUCUUUAAUUUCACUGACAUUAAAUGGUGGUAUGAGCUUUAUGGUAGAUCUGACGAAGAAAUGAAUGGCUUAUCUAAUUCUUUGGAUCGUAAAUUUGCCCAGAUGAAUUUAUCUAAUACUAAAAAAGCUACGACUGGUGAUAAAUAA
Messenger RNA from Debaryomyces hansenii CBS767, 2226 nucleotides. Its product is annotated as phosphatidylinositol-3-phosphatase. Gene Ontology annotation, molecular function: phosphatase activity. Gene Ontology annotation, biological process: dephosphorylation. NCBI's taxonomy places the organism in Eukaryota, Fungi, Ascomycota, Pichiomycetes, Serinales, Debaryomycetaceae. The record is from RefSeq and is a predicted model, not a curated record. Bases 1 to 2226 code for a protein of 741 amino acids. The transcript has a single exon.